GCCGGGACCAGGACCAAGACCAAGAACAAGGCCAGCGACGUAGCCCCGCAGUUUGGCGUCUCUGCCGCGAGAUGGCCGAAAUAACGGCAAAUCCAACAGAUGGGUGCCAGGUGGAAAUAGUAGAGGACGAUAUUAAGCACUGGUUGGCCACCAUUCUCGGACCUACCGGCACGCCCUACGAGGGAGGGCAGUUCGAACUAGAUUUCUUUUUCCCAGAGGAAUAUCCGCAUGUUCCACCUGAAGUGGCAUUUAGAACUAAAAUUUACCACUGCAACGUUUCCACUUUCGGCAGCAUUUGCAUGGACAUUCUGGCGGAUAAUUGGUCGCCUGUCCUGACGGUGGAAAAACUUCUCCUAUCCAUCAUGUCGCUGAUGUCAGACGCCAAUCCUGACGACCCCAUGGACUUGGAAAUGGCCCAAUUGUACAAGUCGAACCGCGAGCAUUACGAUCAAAAUGCCCGCUACUGGACUAUGCGCUACGCCACGCCUGCGAGUGUCUUCGAACCUUUCUGAUACAGUACAUGGAUCAUACUGAAACAUACACAAAAACACAUACUUAAUUCGCAAAUGUAAACAUCAAUAUACGAGUAUAGUUGUUACCUUAUCACGACAGAAGCAGAUACAUGUCCACAUCUGUUCUUAUAUUCUUUUAGCAUGCCAUUAGAUGUACUACAAAUCUGCAUAUCAUUAAAUGGAUGCAAAUGGA
This is a messenger RNA of Drosophila obscura, 705 nucleotides long. RefSeq names its product ubiquitin-conjugating enzyme E2 5A-like. The transcript has a single exon. The coding region runs from base 72 to 512 and encodes 146 amino acids. The record is from RefSeq and is a predicted model, not a curated record. Gene Ontology annotation, cellular component: nucleus. Gene Ontology annotation, biological process: protein polyubiquitination. Lineage: Eukaryota; Metazoa; Arthropoda; Insecta; Diptera; Drosophilidae. Gene Ontology annotation, molecular function: ubiquitin conjugating enzyme activity.